CCGGCACCUCCUUCGGCGAUUGUUGUCGGGAUACCUGUUGGUUACAUUUGAAGCCGCGGUCGGUCGGCAUCUAUCCUUCAGAUCGUGUGACAGCGGGCAUUGAAACGUCAACAUCAUCUGAAAGUCAAUUCACUACAUUCUGUCAACAUGUCCAAAUACCCCUCCGCGUUCAGAGUUUUCGAUAAAGCCGCAAACGAGCUACUGGGUGAGCAUCCAAACCUCGAACUUCUCCUAGAGUACAAUGCCUAUCCAUUCGCACAUGAAGCCGGUGUCUUCAUCCCGGAGUCCAACACCCUCUUCGUAACAAGCAAUCAAUACUUGCAUCCAGAAACCAACAACAAACACAUCCAAAUCAGUCGUAUCACACUUCCGCCAUCCAUCCAUAGUAUCGAAACAUCAAGCACCGAAAUCACGACAGACAACGUUCCCUUGGCCAACGGCGGAGUCAACUACAAAGAUGGAAUUCUUUUCUGCGCCCAGGGAUCUUUGUCUACACCCGGCGGUCUAGCGUACAUGCCGCUCCCCAAAAACCACACAUCAUCUACCUCAUACGCAUCUGAGCUCUUGAUCACAUCAUUCCAUGGCCGGCCCUUCAACUCGCCCAACGAUAUUGUCAUCCAUUCAGAUGGGAGUAUAUGGUUCACCGACCCCGUCUACGGCUCGGAACAAGGCAUUCGCCCGCCUCCACAGUUGCCAAACCAGGUUUACCGAUUUGAUCCAGCGACUGGGGGUAUCAGGGCAGUAGCAGAUGGAUUUGGUCGUCCGAAUGGCAUCUGCUUCAGUCCGGAUGAGCAGACGUGCUACGUGACAGACACAGACUGGAUCCAUGGCGACGGGACAACGGAUGGGACGAGAGCAUCACACAUAUAUGCGUUCGAUGUAAAGAUGUACUCAGGUCAGCCCUUUCUGAUUAACAGAAGGCUGUUUGCUAUGGCCGACACUGGAAUUCCCGACGGGAUCAAGUGCGAUACUAACGCGAACGUGUAUAGUGGAUGCGGAGACGGUAUCAGUAUUUGGUCGCCUGGUGGUGUGCUGCUGGCGAAGAUAUUGGUCGAUGGCGGGGUCGCCAACUUCUGCUUUGGCAAAGACGGACAACUGUUCUUGCUGAAUGAGAACAAGCUAUGGCGAGCGCAAAUCGCACCAGGGUGUAAGGGAGCGCUUCUUGGUAUUUGAGACGUGGAUUGUGUAUACGGAGUAGCAAAUGAGAAGGCUGGUGAAUUGAUGCA
Messenger RNA from Boeremia exigua, 1226 nucleotides. Its product is annotated as gluconolactonase precursor. Bases 148 to 1173 code for a protein of 341 amino acids. The record is from RefSeq and is a predicted model, not a curated record. NCBI's taxonomy places the organism in Eukaryota, Fungi, Ascomycota, Dothideomycetes, Pleosporales, Didymellaceae. The transcript is spliced from 2 exons.